GCCCAACAGCGGACUCCGAGAGAUCGGCGGACUUUGCCGAACCACGCUCGCUCUCAACCACUCAACCACCGCUCUUGGAACCAUGGCGGCAGUGGCGGCAGCCUCAGCUGAGCUGCUCAUCAUCGGCUGGUACAUUUUCCGCGUGCUGCUGCAGGUGUUCCUGGAAUGCUGCAUUUACUGGGUAGGAUUCGCUUUUCGAAAUCCUCCAGGGACACAGCCCAUUGCGAGAAGUGAGGUGUUCAGGUACUCCCUGCAGAAGCUGGCGUACACGGUGUCGAGGACCGGGCGGCAGGUGCUGGGAGAGCGCCGGCAGCGAGCCCCCAACUGAGGCCCCAGCCCCCAGCCCUGGGCGGCCUUGUCACCAGGUGCUCCUGUGCUUCUCGGCCAGCAUGGGAGCCAGUGCCGCGCAGGAAUGGGGGGUCCCCUGUGCUCUCUCGCCAGAGGAGCAUUUGCCAAGGUCAGUGAGGGGCCGGUAGGCCCCGGGAGAAGCAGCACCGACAAUGAUGACAAUACCAGAUCCCUUCCAAACCCCUUUGCACCCCUCCGACUGUUGGGCGGGGUAGAGGGAAGAGGGGGGGUGGGGGGAGCAUACCCCCGAGAUCUGGGCACAGGCAAUGCAUUCUGAUCUGGAACAAGUCGGGACAGUGCCAUCCCAGCCCCGCAGCCACGGCCAUGCCAACAGGCCCCACCACAGAGAUCCAGACAACCGCACCAGCCAGCAGAAUGGACAUUCCAGCAUCACCAGCCGAAGCCCUGAACCCCGAUGCAGCAGACAAGGCGCCAGCUGCGUGCCUCUGUGGCGGGACUUGAGGGCGAGAGUGAGGGAGGAGGGGUAAGAAACAGAGUGGGGCCCGCUCACUGUCCCUCGCCAACACGUGCAUUCCAGCCUUGCUGCCUUUGCUCCCUCAAUCCCCUUCCCCCCACCACUGCCUCCUGAGUCAACCCAAAGAAAUGUGUCACUCAAUUUGGACCUAUUCAACCAGUAAAUGAUCCCAUCUUCACUAAAACACCUUCUCCAAGCCCCCAGCCCCUCACUGAUCUUGCUUUCCCUGGUCUCACGCAGUUGUGGUCAAUAUUGUGGUAAUCGCUAAUUGUACUGAUUGUAUAAGUGUGCAUUAGUUGUGUCUCCCCAGCUAGAUUGUAAGCUCCUGGAGGACAGGGACCACCUCUACAAAAAAAAUAAAAAAACCAGUACCUCCCCCAUCUCGCACCGUGUCCCAGGACCCUGCGGGGUGGUGGAGGUGCACCAAAAAGCUGUCUCUUGUGACUUCUUUCACGGCUUCAACACAUACUCCUUAAGACUGGGCUGCUGCACCGUUGUUGGGGCAGGGGAACAAAGGGGAAAUAAGCUGGGACGCUCACACACCCAGUUCCAUCUUCACUUAGCACUAUUCUGAGAGAUAAAGGAACACUUCCCCACCCCAAAAAGAAACGUCUACAUCUUUUGUGGUCUCAGAAUAAAGGACCCCUUACCCUCCCCAGAGGGGUGGAUGCCUUCACUUGUCCUGGAAUAAGGGACCUUGGCAGGAAAGAUGAGAGAAGGCAAGAAAGGUGGGAAUAACCCUCAAGAUGGGGUACUAGAGACCAAGGAAGUGAUUCAGGGCUUCAGAACACAAAGCUUUAGCUCCAUCUAGGAACCCCAAGGAAAUGAGCACUGGGCAGGGUGGGCACUGGCUGAUAAUGAGUAUCGGAUAAGAGGUGUGGUGUGGUGCCUCCUCUGCCCAGCUUAUCCCUCCAGGCCC
This is a messenger RNA of Mirounga angustirostris (Northern elephant seal), 1742 nucleotides long. It is a transcript of the gene NNAT, whose product is annotated as neuronatin. The transcript is spliced from 3 exons. The record is from RefSeq and is a predicted model, not a curated record. Gene Ontology annotation, cellular component: cytoplasm. NCBI's taxonomy places the organism in Eukaryota, Metazoa, Chordata, Mammalia, Carnivora, Phocidae. The coding region runs from base 83 to 328 and encodes 81 amino acids. Gene Ontology annotation, biological process: positive regulation of insulin secretion; brain development.